Molecule: messenger RNA, 14186 nt
Organism: Physella acuta
Lineage: Eukaryota; Metazoa; Mollusca; Gastropoda; Physidae
Source: RefSeq, a predicted model, not a curated record
UCAUACCAUAUGAUUCACGAUCGGAUUUUCUCAGUGCAGACGAUCAGAUAGAAUUGCAUAACAAAACAGAGUAUUACUACAACUGGACAACAGAGAACAUCACUUCUUGGACCAACACAUCAACAGGUGUCAAAUGGAACCAUACAGCCUGGUCCUACAUGUUCUACUACCAAGAUGGUGUCAGCUGGAGCUACACAGAAUGGCUCUCUUACUUCCAGAAAGCUGAGUUCACUGACCUGCAAUGGGACUUCACUGCUUGGUACUCCUACAUGAUGCUACACUCAGAGGGAGGGUUCCAGUGCAGCUCAGAAGCCUUGAUUCAAGCAGAGAGCGCCAUCGUUUUGAACCUGUUUCAAGUAUUCACUCAACAGACAAACCAGAAACCAGAACUUUGCCUAAAUUUGAAAAACUCCAUCAAACUAGCCAAGAACAUUUCUGAUAUCUGCAACACAAUGGAAGUUGAUGCGGACAUGUAUGAAUCUUCGUCCAAAAUUUCUGUCUUGCGCUUCUCUCGAAUGAUGCACCUUGCUGAGUUUGUCACCAUGUCCAGGCUGCUUUGUGCCUCCACAAUGGAAGAUAUGAGUUUCAUAGACGGAUCUGAACUUGGACUGGGCUUUGAAAAUGUUGCAGUUGCCCAGUGCCACCUGGCAGACCUAAGGGAUUCAGUUCUGGCCAUCUUGCGACUAGAACUUAAUUGGGAGGAUUCCUCAGCUUGCAGAAGUGUAAGUCAAGCUGUAGAAGACAUCAGUCAAAAAGUGGGCUAUUGCUCCCUGGAUGUACGCUCCACUCUGUCACUGCUCAUAUCUCAAAUGAAGAACACACAGCAAACCAUUUGCACCCCACCCUCCUGCAAUGUUCACUAUGCUGGUAUGUGUUUGAUGAAUGCUGAAAGUUUCCUCCAAGAGCAUGAGACAGCUUUAAAGAAUGAAACGCUGAACAACGCCUCAAGUGUGAACAGAACUAUGUCAAGUAUUAGAUAUUCUAUUUGCAGGAGUCUGAAGUACGCCUUGGCGUGUGCCACCAACCACACCAUCGGCUGCCAGACCAGCAUCUACUCCAGCAUCAGCCCACACUUUGACCAGGUCAAGGCCAAGUUCAGCCUGAUGUGUCCAGAAAUGGUGCCAGCACAGAAGAUGUGUCUGGUUGAAAGAGAGGUCAAGGUUGAUGCUCAGCAGGUCGUCAUGGCAGUGGGCAGCAGUUUCUUGUACAAUAACUCCAUGCUUUGUCAGAUUGCUACUAUGUUCAAUGACAGUCAAGAUCAGCUGUUGUACUACUGCAAAAAUAAUGCUCCCAGAUUACAUUGCUGGUCAACUGCCUGCAGUGGUCAGACCUGCACUCAAACUGUUGAAACAUGCGCUCAGGACAAACAGGUCUGCUCUAUGACAGUGAAUGUGAGCUCACAAGGCCAGCCCCCAGCUGUAAACAAACAAAGUUGUGCCCUGCGAGAGUCCUGCCAUGGAGAACUAUCAGAGGAAGGUCGUCAGGUUUACUGUGAGUUCAACUUGUGCAACCAGCUAACUGAGGCUGGGACGGAGUUGACAUGCACAUGUGACACACAAGCAGCAGCCAAUGAAAUACUAGCUCGGGGCAGAGCAAGCAAUCUGACAGCUUUAGCCAGCUACCUGAGGGGAUGUUCCCUAGGGGACAGACAAGGAGUGUUGAACUUGACCUACAUCAACACACCCCUGGAAGAUGUUGUCCUCAACUCCCCCACCUGCGGCAAUGUCUGCCCCACCCUACAGCAGCUCAAAGCUCAGUGCCUGCAGGCUACAGGCAACUACUGUCAGCAGAGUGCUGUUGACUGUAUGAACAGGGCUGUUGUAGGCUGUAGUCCAGUAGAGCAGUCGUCCCUGCUGUAUGGCGUGAUAGAUUUGGUCUACAGCUCAGAGAACUGCAGCAAGGCUACAGCCAACUCUUAUCUCUCAGCUGCCAGCCCUAAGGUCUACAACAUCACACACGUACACCUCAUGACAUAUGAGUGUUUGACGUACAUGAAGCAAGGCUAUGAUGUGAAAAGUGUUCUUACUUGUUUCCAAGAUGUUUUACUCCACGAUUUUAGACUGGCAAAAGUGGAAUCACUCUUAGCUGACUUUGACAUGUACUUGAGUGCCAGUAGCGCAGGGUGUAAAGUAGAUACUGACCUCCUGUCAUCAAUAUUUAAAGCCUCAAUGUCAGUACUCACUGGAACCUAUGACACAAGUCUUUGCAGGAAUGUCCUCCCCCUAAUGAGCAGCUGGUACAGCAAGUGUGGCAAUGUGUCUGUAGAAAACAUGACAGCCACCUUCAGCCUGGUCUGUCAACAAGACAACCUGAUGCCAGCCUGCAACUAUAGCGCCAUCAGGUCAUGCUUCACCCAGCAGACCUACAGUAACAGCCAGUUUUUCCAAACUCUAGAAAGAUGUAUUAAAGAAGCAGCCAGCAGCUGUAAAGGGCCAGUACUGCUAGAGUUCAUCAAGCUGGUAGAGAAGCUGUCCAGAGCUCACGGCAUCAACUCCAGCAGUAACUCCAGCAUGACAGUUCCGUGUGAAUGUGAUCCUGCUGCAGCUGUCAACUGCAUCAUGGACGUACAUCACAUGGCCAAACAGCCUUUCCCAGACUGGGAGGCUCUGUGCCCACAAGUUGAGGAGAGCGAGCUGUGUGCACGCAGUCACGUGGCAGGCUGUGAGGAGUGCAAGAGGUUGACAGUGCUGGAGAUUGUCAGCAAGCUCAACUCCCAGCUGGAGGAGUCCUGCGUCCAGCCCCCGGUCACCCAGUGUCCUGCAGCCAGGGCCAUGAAGUGUGUGACAGAUCUCUCCCAACUCCAGGUCAACUCUCAGGGGCUCAGUGACAAGGCCAUCUGCAUAAAAAUCACCAUGGCCCGUGACUGUGUGUCCCAGUUGACAGAGAACUGUGAUGGCCUGACCAUCUUGUCUGUGACUGAAAGCUUGGAGCAAACCAUCAAAAAGUGGAGGACACUGGAAUGUGAAGAGCCCAAAGACCAGCUGGCCACCUGUGUGGAUGUGUUGGAAAAUAAAAUCUACUCCCUGCUGGGGUUCAGCAUAGUGGACUUGUGGGACCAGGUGGAGGCAGACAACACCUCAGUGUUGACUCGUGCUAAUGACUUGUGUCGAGAGAUUGAGAUAGCUUGGCCAUGUGUGAAUGCCACAUUAAACCUGCAGAAAGAAAAUGUUCAGGCCAAGAUUGUCAGGAGAAUGAUGGAAGCUCUCUACUCUUCUAUGACCAGGAUAUGCCAGCCCAGACAGGAGUCUCUACAGUGCUACACCUGUCAAGGCAAUGGCCAGAGGUCAUGUGAUGCCGGAGCUGGGACAGAGACCUGCAGACACAAUGAGGUGUGUGAGACUGUAGCCACUGAUGGUAAAGCUACAUCAAAAGGUUGUAAGCCAAGACAAGCUUGCAAGCAAGGAUGCUUUAAUAAAAAAUGCAACUACUGCUGUUCAGACAAUUUGUGUAAUGACAUUGAUAAUGGACCACUAGAUGGUUCAUGUAACAUGACUGGGAUGGCUGCCUGUGUUCUUGACUUGAGCACCCAGUUUGUACAAGGUGACCACAUUCAGUGCAGAUCAGCUGAUGCUGCUCUGGAAUGCAUCAAGAAGGCGCGUGUAGAAUGUGAACUUGGAGGAAUGAGAUCUCUGGUCAGCGCCAUGUCCUCGCUGAACUUGGACGCAGAGAUCAAAGUCUGCUACAUCCAGGAGGCUAAUCAGACAUGUGAUCUUGGCCCAAUCACAACCACUGCACUUUACAUCAAUACUAAUGGCUUAGAAAUGACAACAGAGGCCCUUUGCAAAGCUAUAAAUGAGAGCCGCCAACAAGCCAGCCAAGCCAAAAAGUCCUGCCCCCUAGAGACUUACAGCUUGAUAGACAACACAGCCAGGAGUCUGGAGUCUCUGGUUGGGAGCCUCAACUGUUCAGACCAAUUUGAUUUUGUUGUGGAAGACAGCUGUCGGCCACUUGAUGCAUUGACAUGUGUGCACACUGUAUUUGGUACAGACAACAUCACAGUUAUAAGCAGAGCUACCUGUCUUGAGUUUAAUGAGACGGUGUCAUGCAUGAGACAAGCGGUCAAAGGCUGCACAUCAGCGUGUCAACUGGUCAGGGUAGAAAGUCAGCUAAAAUGGCUGCAGGAUCUCCUCCCUGAUGUUUGUCAGCCUAAUGUCAGUCUUGUCAAUCAAACCCUCCCUCAACAAGAAAUUGCCAGCUGCUUGAGAAGGUUUACAGAAAACCUCCAGCAAAACCUCCAGCAAAACCUCCUGCCAGACCUGAAGAAUGCCAGUGAGGAGCUGCAGCUGUGUUUCCUGCAGUAUGACACAGACGUCCUGUUAAACGGGACGGCAGCAGGCAACAAUGUCAUCGCUGUCAUCACUGAGAUCAUACAGACAAUCAUAACAAUCCAAAUAAACAUCAGCAUUGAGGUGACCACCAGCUGUGCCUCUAGCCUUGCCACUGUUAUAGUCCAGCAUGGAGUUCAGGGAUUCACCCUGCCAUUUUUAUCUCUGACACAGCGCCACCUAGCCUGCAGUGCCAUAGACGAGGCUGCAGCACUGAGUGCACUCAAUGAGAAGUGUGACCUCCAUCUGAUUGCUGGACACCUGGAAAUGCUGGACACCCUCAGAGACAAGUUCCUGAUUGGUUAUUGUCCAGAGAUCCAGCCAAUCCCCAGAUGUCUGAUCAGCCAAGCUGUGGACUGUCUCUCCAGAUUCUCUUCAUUCUUUGGCCCUGGCUCUGGCUCUGGACUGUGUCUGGAAGCUCGUACCUUUGUAGAGUGUGCUGUUACGUACACCCAGUCCUGCCCAUAUGAUGAUGUCAUCUCAUUUCGCCGAGCCUCCCUGGAUGCAGUAGACAUCAUAUCGCAGGCCUGUGCUGAUGAUGUACAGCUGGUCACUCGCGUACGCUGCUCACUAUUGGGCCGCAUAGAUGUCCAACCAGGCUGCAGUGUUGACCAAUUGGGUCGCUGCUUGACCUUACCAGCAAGCUGUAGUCAAUCUGAAGAGCGUGCUGCCUGUAUAGUAGAACACGGAGGUUCAUGUUUAAGCAGCGUUACCCAGAUCAACUUAUCAAAUGAGACGUUUGAGAUCUCCAGAUGUCGCUACGGUGGGGACAGGCCAGUCAGCCUGAGCAGCUCCUGCGGGGAGACGCCCUACACCUGCAACCAUGUCAAGGCCAGGCAGUGUUUGCUUGACCUCCUGGCUAACAGGUCAUCAGGUGGACAGCUACUGGACACAAACUUAAAAUCAGCGCAGCGAUGUCUAGAAGAGAACUACUACUGCUUUGAGCCAGUGCUGAGCCUGGUGUACAACAACAUGAGUCUGCUAGCCCAGCUAACCACACACAUACUGACCAUCACUCCAGGCUGGACACAGCUAGAGAGUCAGAGGCUGAUACACAUCAUGACUCUACCCAGCAACAUCAUCUUCCUCUUACAGCAGGAUCUCUCUGUCUCUCUGUACCUGUGGGACACUUGCAUGAGACUGGACAACGUCCAAACCUUCUUAAAUCAGCUGCAAGAAAAAUAUCAAGUCAAUUUCUACCCUGCUACAGCCCGGUCGUUUGAGAGCCUUCAAAAUGUCAUUCUUGCACUUUGUGACAAUCUAGGGCAAGUGUCACAAGAACUACAACUUCCAGCCAAUGGGCUAGAGGAUGAUGGCUGUCCAGCUCUGGAGGUCAAGGUCACACUAAACCUGCUGUUGUCCAGCGCCAUCUCCAGUUUCUCUGUUCCCAAACCUGACCAGUCUGUCUGCAGGCAGUACAAUGAUCUAAAGGCAAGGCUAGAAUCAAGUGUCAUGGCUCACUGUUCCUCUGGGUUCCUCACCCAACUCCAGUUUGGUCUGAAGGCAGCAUUGAUGCUCGUGGGCAGCGGUUGUGGAGACCUGGAGCUCCCACAGAAGAGGUGUGACCUUCAGAAGGUCAACUCCUGCAUCACGACCUUGUACAACAACCUUUUGUUGCUAGGCAGAAGUCAAACUGUCCCAGGAUUAUGUCAACUUUUGAGAGAGACCAACGAGUGUGUGGAUAACUUCAGCUACAAGUGUGACCGGUGCAGCCUGUCUAGACUGAGUGCCCAGUACUCAUCAGUCAAGCGCUCAGUGGAGGCCAAGUGUAAUGUGGACACAAGUCCCGUGGUCUGUCAGACAGAAAAUGAUGACCUCACCAGCUGCCAGAUCAGUAAGGCCGUCAAGUGUGCAGUCAGUCAAGUUAAGGACACGGCCAAUCCUUUCAAAUCUAGGGAAGCCAAGUGCAGAUCACUGAGUGAAAACCUGGACUGUGUCCACAAGUACACUGGCAGCUGCAAGGGCCACAUUCCCAAGUUAGGUUUGCUGGACCAGCUGGUGGUGGAGAAACUCCAGAACAGGCUGGGCUGUCGGACUGACCCAGAGCCCAGCGCUCCAUUUGGCUGCAGACCUGGCUGUUGGGUCAACAAGGCUCAGCAGUGCCUGGCUACUUUCUCUUCCAGUGUGGCAGACAAUGUGUUUGUUAGCAGGAGCACGUGUCAGUCUAUUAAUAGCCUGAAGUUGUGUGUAUCAGAGAAUACCAAAGCCUGCAGCAGUGAUGAAGCUGGUCUGAUUGUUGAGAGACUCAGGACUACGCUGGCCAAGUUCACAGACUAUGAAACUGUUUGCACAGACGUCUUGAGAUGUGCCCAAGAUUUUGACAGCAUUGUUCGCCAAAUUAAUGACCUUGAACCAGAGGAUGAUUCAGUGGACACAUCCAGUAAAUUAAGUUCCAAAGAAAGGAAAAGGAAUUCCAAAGAAUCAGUAGACACAGACACAGAGGAUGGUGAAGAGAGCGCAGCAAGCAGUGCAGCAAGCAGUCCUAACCUCAACACCCUGUGUGUCAGGGCCAGUCAAGCGUGGGCCUGUGUUGACAGAAGUCUAGACAUCAUCCCAGCAGAGAAGAGGAAAAUCCUGAGGCCAAUAUACGAGGCAGUCUGGGGGGCAGUGCAGGCCAGAUGCAGCGACACAAGGGACCUUUCAUGCUACUUCUGUAAGAAUGGUGGUAGCCCAGCUGAAUGUAAGCUUCAAACAGAGACGUGCCCCACCAACAAAAGGAUGUGCAUGUUUAGACAAACCCUGACUGGCAAUAGCAUCAAAUACAAAGCUGGAUGCACUAACCCCAACGCCUGUAGAAACAGUGGAGCUGCCAGCGUACGCACAUAUUGCUGUGCUGAUGAGCUGUGUAACACAAGGGAGAACUCCAGCCUAACCCAUACUGAAGAUCCAGACACCUGUCAGCUGGAAUACUCGCAGGCUUGUGCCCUGGACUUUCUCAUUCUGUCCCUCAAGUCAGACAACAUUAGCUGCAGAGAUGCAACCUACAAUCUAGGCUGUGUACAAAAAUAUGCUGCAUCAUGUUCCAAUGGUCAAGCACUUAUGGAAGCAUCCAAGGGAGCCUACUUUGCCCUAGCAACAAGCAGCUGUGUUAUAGACGCAGGUGUUGAUAGCUGCAGGUCGCUGGCUCUGGACUCCAUCCAGACUUUGUUGUCUUACUCCUACACCAGCCAGGGCCUUGCCAUUUGCAAGGCCCUAAAGACCAUGAACAGGAGUGUGAGUGAGCUACUGGUCUCAGGACGAUGCUCCCAAGCUGGUCAGAUAGCAGUCCAACAGUCCCAAGACUUUAUCCAGAGCAUUGGAGCAACUUACUGCAGCAGAGAUCACUGUCUGGCUGCUGGAACCAGAGUGGAACCACCUGAAGAACCUCAGUGCUCCGGGCACAUCUUUGAGGGCAUAAAGGGCAUUUAUAGGGCAUUUGAUGAGAUGACCAAGGAUGACAAGACCAGAAACUGUGGCUCCUGUGCAGCCCAGGCCAUUCAAGCUCGCCAGAAACUCAACAACUGCAACGUGCACCAGUUUGUUACAGACAAGUUGAGCAGGCUUGACCUUGACCUUCAAAACAAGUGUAAUGCCACCCUGCAGCCCCACAUAGAAAAUAACUGUAGCGGAUCCUGUAAAACUGAUGUUGUGAUGAACUUUGUGGAUAAAGUCUUCAGUGGGAUCAAAACUAUCCAGACCUUGACUUGCUGGUACAUGAAAGAGGUGGAGCUGUACUACAAGAGCUACACCAGUGGCUGCAGCUCAGCACAACAAAAAGACCUCAGCAACUACAUCAUCUUCAAGCUGUCCCAGAGCAUUGAGUCAUGUCAGGCAGAGAGCAGCAGCUUUGUCUUUAGCAUUGAGCUCAAGAAGGACAUCUACUUCUCUGCCAUGUCCACCCAGCUGGACUUCCAGGCUCAGGUCCAGCAAGGUUUCCUAGAGGAUGACCAGAAUAAAACCUGCGCUGCCGUCAGGGGACUGAAAGCCUAUGUGCUGAGCCUGCCCAGCCAGCUUGAAGCCUACAUCAGGGAACCUGUCAACAGUGUCCUGUUGCAGGUGGAAGCAGCAGGCAUCUGUCAGGAAAUUGGUAAUGGUAAUGAGCGCAAGAGAAGAGAAAGCAACUCCACCUGUGACUUGAAGCGUCUGGCUGCGCUGAUCUAUCAGAUGAGUAUCCCCCCACUCAUCUCUAUUGCUCCAUUGGACAGUCGAGAGAAAAUAUGCAGAACAAUCAAAGAGAUCCAGAAUGAGGCUGGGUCACUUGUGGCCAGCUGUGGCAGCUCACUGUCCAAGUUCCAGCUGAGCUUGUACACUGCCCUCAACACCAACAUCAACAGUCAGAACAGCAGGCUCUGUCCAGUGCUGCAUUAUGAGGAGGACACUUGUAACCUAACACUGGUGAGCCAGUGUAGGAAAGAUUUCCAGUCCCUGACGCUUUAUUCUUCCAUCCAGUCAGAAACUUUAUGCAGCCAAGCCAAGUUUGUCUUGGAGUGCACAUCACGUUUCUCUAAAAACUGCACUGGACCAGUCCUAAAUGACGCACAGAAGAUUGAGACAGAGACCAGAAUUGUUAUCAGAAAUAUCGUGGGCAACAGCUGUCCUGCGCUUACAUUAGCACUCUACUGCAACAAGUCAGUGACAAGCCUAGACGAAGCCUGCCAGCUAGACCAAGCCAAGCAAUGUGCAGCUGCUUCUGUUUUUGACUUCACCAAAGUAGAUACGCCAGGUUUUUGCCAGAAUUUACAAGCCAAUGUGGCAUGUGUACAAAGCUCAAUGAGUGGGUGUCCAGCAGAUCAGAUGGGUGCCCUGAACUGGUCAGCUACUAAAGUGGUCAAUGGCCUGUGCAACAUCCAAGACGCCACACUCAACAAUGUCUGUGUGUCUGUGCCAGUCUGCUCAACUAAAUCCAUCACAGACUGUUUCUUUGGACAGCAGACCAACAGCUGCUCAGGUUUACAGAAAGCAGUGAAUUGUAUGCAGCUGUAUUUGAGCACCAAUACACAAUGCUCCCAGUCUGUAGGGGCCUUUAUGGCGCGCCACUUUGUAUCCAGAUACUUCAAGAAGCUCUGCACUGACUGCAAGCUGACCAUCAAUGUCACCCUACCGGAACUUUCCUCUGUCCAAGCACUACUUAACGUGUUCACUAAUGUCCAGAAGAUUUUCACUGUCCAGCAAGGCUCCGGUCAAGAAAUAUUGGAUUAUAUAUUCUAUACGUUGAAAAUGAACAUCAGCACAAUUGAAAGUAGUCCAGUCUACAGCAUGAUCACAGAUGUCUUGGUGACUGUCAGCGCUGGAAGUAAGACUCCAACUCUGCAAUACAACAGUUCAGAUGCUGUCUUGAUUGAUACAGACACAUGCGUCUACACAAGAGCUCAAGCCUGUCUGUCUAGACAAUUGUUUAGAACUAUUUUUGUCAAACUUUUAACACCAGCAGAGAAAAGUGAAUUUUGCGAUUCACUGAGCAAGAACGAGGUGAAAACCUGCAUUGAUCAGGCCAUGAGCGGCUGCCCUGGUGCCAGAGACUGGUACCUGUCAAUCAGCUCGUCCACAGCCAACAUCAUCACAGACCUGGGUGUGUGUGGGGCUCCACAGUUGUGUAUUCCAUCCCAGGCUUUUGCCAGUGUCAGCACUUUAGUCACACUUCUUGCCAAUUUUGAUCAAGACAAUAACACCGAGGCACUUUGCAAUGGCAGACUGCAGGCCAAAGAACAGCUGGACACGUUCCUGUUUAAGUGCUCUCAAGAUGAAGCCAAGACAGCCAGAGAAGCUUUCCAGAAAUCCUUCUCCAAGGCCGAUGUUGCAUGUCAAGAUUUUGUCCUGCCACCACCACCCAUCUGCCCCCAGAUCCCACAGAGUAGUAGAGUGUGUAUGCUCAGCAACGCAGUGAAAAGUUUGCUGCACUUCAGUAGCCAGAUACUGCACACAGGGGACUCACUCAUCUGGCGCCAACAGUGCUUGAAUAUCCAGUCCAUGAUGGUCAGUGUGGCAACCAAUACGACCUCGUGUGACCCUGAAGACGAGGGCAUCAAAGCCAUUCUAGAGUCUCUAGAAGAACUGCGCUCUGUGGCUAGUGACCAGUGUCCAUGGCUGACAGCAGACAUGUGUAGUACAGAACAGCCCUGCGCUGUAGCAACAGCUGGCUGUGAGGUGGUUCUAGAACAAGGCUUGAUCAACAGGGAGAGAACAGUCUGCCAACUUAAGGCUGAUGCGGACGCCUGUGUAGACAAGUACACAGCCACAUGCACACAGGCUCAGAAGCUGCAAGCCCAGUCCAUCAUGGCCAAGAAGCUGCAAGCCGUGGGGUACCUAACAGACCUGACGUGUGACAAUGGCAGUUUGGGUGGCUGUCUGUACGACAUGCUGGCGCAGGCAAGAAACAUUUACAUGAAGAGCAGGACCAGUGAGAGCUGCCCCAGCCUCAGCUCACACUACACCUGUGUCAUCAACACCUAUUCCAAUCCAAACAAUUCUUCAUACCUUGAGCUGGCCAAAAACCUGACCGUUGACCUUUUUAAAGUCAUUAAUACAUCCUACUGUUCAGCCUUACAAGCAAACAGCUGCAGCGUACAAAUCAGGAAGCUGACUACAUUCAUCACCCAGCUAUUUUUGAACAAAGAUUUCCAGGAGACAUCUUUCUGCACGCAAAGCUUAGCCCUUGUGACAGAUAGCUUGGACACAGAUUGCAGUAGUACAGCUUAUGACAUCAUCAAACAAUCCAAGGUGUUCAAACAAAAAUGUACAACUGAGGUACCAGCUUGUGAAGCUGCUGAAACUAAGAUCAAAGACUGCAUCAGUUCUAUAGGGCAGACUACAUCUUGUCAAGAUUUACAGAAAGCUGCUCUAUGUGUUACCUCCAACCUACCUGCCCAAUGUCCUUAUAAGGAAACCUGGCUUGGUGCAACCUCACAGUGCUCAAACUUGGUGGUUUUACAGGCUACAGGGGAGCAGGGCCGACCAAUGUUUGUGUCUGAGGCUGGUCUGAAGGCAACAGUCAGAUGGAGGUGGCUAGCAGGCAGUAGAAACUUCAGGAUUAGCUUGACGGCCAGAGCUGCCAAUGCUAGUGCCCUGCCAAGCUGCCUGCAGGGCUCCCAGGUGAGUCAGCCCAUCCCCCAGGUGUACUGUGAUAAGGUGAUCAAGAGCCUGGAGAAUGACAGCACUGAGAUCAACUUCACCAUCUGGGCCACACAGGACUACAGGAUGGACGGUGUUCAGACUGUCCUGGUCAACUUCACUGUCAUCCCAUACCAGCUGGAGGCCAACACCACUACAGGCACAGUUCAUGAGAGGGACCUGACAGCUGAACUAUUUCAACUGCCAAUGUCUAGGAUUGAAGUUGAUGACAGAGAUGAAAAGAAAUCUGUGUGCUCAUCCAUCAAUGACCCCCACUUGACAACAUUUGAUCAGCUGACCUACAACACCAUCAGACCUGGAGUCUACAUCCUCUACAGACACUCAGAACUUCCAGUUGCUGUGCUAGUUAGAUUCAAGCAAUGUGCAGCCUAUGGCACGUGCAACUGUGCAGUCACUGUCUACGCAGGUUACAACAAACUCACCCUCAGCACCUGCAAUAAAAACGAUUCCUUCAUCUCCUUCACACCUGGCUCCACCGCACAAACUUUGGACCAGCUUCAGAUGAGGAUAUUUAGUCAGCCAGACCUACAGACUUACUACGUGUAUUUGGUUCUGACUAAAGUUAUAGUUAAGGUUACUGUUGAGGGAAGCUACUUGAAUGUUUGGGUUACUCCUUCUGCUGAGAAUUUUGGACUUACACAAGGUUUAUGUGGCGUGUUUGAUGGGGACAGAUACAAUGACCUGGAGAAACCUGAUGGAACUAUUUACAAAGUCUCUGAGAGUGACAAUCAAUACAGCGUUUUAACACCUGACUCCUUCAGUGAGCUAUGGAAGGUGAACAGUGAGAGCCUUGAGAAUAUUUACUCUCCUGGAGUCAAGAUCUCAAACAGUUCAGUUCAAAGUUAUUGUUCCGCAUGGGUGAACACAAACAGUACAGUGACAAGUUGUGGUGUUCUAGAACCUUCAGCAUUUUGUGGUGUUAUAAGUGGUGAGGAUCUAAGUCCCAAGUUGCUGGAACUGGCCAAACAAGUUCAAAGUUCAGAGGGUAAGAGAAGGAAGAAGAGAGCUGUACCAGUUGACCUGAGUUCAUCAGACAACACAACAAUCAGGGAAUCGGGUUGGCCUACACCCAGUGGUUGGACCUUAGAUAAAGCAACAGAUUUUUGUCUGGACAAUUUAUUCAACCAACCCCUGCAGGCCUGUAAGGAAGCAAUUCUUUCACUGGACAACACAUUGAGUGCCUUAAACCUGGAGGAUCCAGUCAAAAUCUGCAUCGAUGACAUACGGCUGUCAGACAGCACAGAUUGGUUUGUGGGAUCUCAGAACUUUGCCACCCAGCUGUGCAUCCAGGAGUUGAACCACAACCCCCUGUACCAGAGAAACAAAACUUCCAGCGACCUUGCCAUUGCCUUCAUGGACUUGACCUGUGUGCCCUUUAAUUGUAGCGGCCAUGGAAAAUGUAGCCGAGGUCAGUGUAUGUGUGACAGUGAGUAUGUGGGGAGUGGCUGUGAGCUGCCCAUCAGUCAGCUGGGUGUCCCCACACUUAUUGACCCACACGAAGGGUUUGAGAUGUGUGAAAUUGGAGACCACUCAGAGUGCGCGACCGUGUUUCUGCUGGGCAAAAAUUUUGUCAACUCCCAUCUUCUGACUUGUCACAUUAAGGAGGCUGAUUUCACUGAACAUGGGCUGGAAUCUUCUAGUAAAACCAGCACAGUACGAGGUGAGCUGCUGGGUACUAAUGUGGUCAGGUGUGAUCUAGGCAUCAAAAGUAGCAUCAAGAGGGCCUUGAUGAUUUCUGUCAGCAAUGAUGGGCUGCACCCAGACACCAACUAUCAACUGUUUCUGGCCUACGACCCAGCCUGUUAUUCCUGCGACUUUUAUUCAUGUAUCAAAAAUAAUGAUGUCUGUUUUAUUGGCACCAAAUGUAUGCCGCAAGGAGAGACGUCUAUUUACAAUGAAUGUCAGUAUUGUGACCUCAAGACUCCAUACAAGUGGUCCAUCAAAACAGAGAUGGAAGGCUGUAAAGAUGAAGCUCCAGCAGAUGACGCCAGUGACGGCAUGUCAGUGACAACCACAGCUCUUAUUGCCAGUGGCAUCACCUUGUUAGGUCUGCUCAUCCUCUUGGUCAUUGGACUCUUUGUCUAUGUCAAAAGACGUGAAGCAUUCAGGAGACGUCAGAGUCAGGGGAUGAUGCAUCACCAUGACAACCAAGCUUAUCAAGACAACCCACCCUUCUAUGGUCAACCAAUUUUAGCACAUGACACUAAACAAGGCUUGAGCAACAAUUUCCUCACAAGCAACCAAUCAGGUGCAGCCUAAUGACCAUGUGACUUACAAGUUAACCAUUUGUCUUGAAGUUUACAUAGAUUAGAAGCUAAUUAAAAUAGUUUUCUCCUUUAAGAUUUACAUUUUCUUUCUGUAGUUACUUCUAUUUUCACUACCCCAGCAAAAAACAAUAAAUUUGCUUAAGUUAAUAGAUCUAAGUUUUUUAAAACAUGUCAACUAUUCUUUAGUGUUGUUACAAAACUUAAGGCUCCAAUGGGACAGAGAACUGUUUAGAACAUUGCCUUAUAAAAUAAUGAUGGAAAAGAAGUGUUGACAGUUUCAUGCUUUCUAGUAGAUCUAAAUAGUAUACAUUUUCCCAUGCCACUAGUGCCUUUCUUAAUUUUAUAAAUUUUGUUGUGACUUCUUGAUUUCUAAUUUUUACAUGAUUCUCUGCCUUGUGAUAUCUAAAUUUUAAAAAAUGUUUUUCUGCUGUUUUAGAUCUAAUACCUUUUUGCACACCCUUGUUGAAAUAAAAUGUUGCAUCACUUA